This is a messenger RNA of Fonsecaea monophora, 1857 nucleotides long. RefSeq lists its product as hypothetical. The record is from RefSeq and is a predicted model, not a curated record. The coding region runs from base 1 to 1857 and encodes 618 amino acids. NCBI's taxonomy places the organism in Eukaryota, Fungi, Ascomycota, Eurotiomycetes, Chaetothyriales, Herpotrichiellaceae. Gene Ontology annotation, biological process: guanosine tetraphosphate metabolic process. The transcript has a single exon.
AUGGAAUCCCGCGCAAUCGAAACAGGGACAGGAGCGCAGCUGGCCGAUCAAACAGAAGGUCCUGUGAUCAACAAAUUUCUAGAAGAGUACACGAGGGGGGGAUACUUGGCCUACGGAAAGCUGACCCGACUCGCCAAAACAAUCGUGAGGGACGAGCUGAGUCGGCGCAAUAUUAAGCAUGAGCUCUUCGACCGGGGAAGCGAGGGUUGGGACGGAGGAGGGGCAAAAACACCGAAUUCAGCCAGACGAACCAUCCUCCGACGGCAGGCUGAGCGCACCCAGAGGUACGAGAAAGUCGAGGAAAUCGAGAGGGAUAUGCACGAUCUCGCCGGUAUUCGGAUUGCACUUUACUAUCCCAACGAUUUUUCAAAAGUCGAAGAGAUGAUCACCGAGCGGUUUGAAGAAGUGAAGGCGGUCCAGGACUGGCCGGACUCGGAAUUUGGACCACAUCGCUAUCCGAGUCUUGACGCAGACCCUUCUGCACGAACCGACAUCUCUGGACGCAAAAGCAGAUUCUUAGGAUACUUUGCUCGUCAUUACCGAGUUCAGCUGAAGCCGAAAGAUGAUGAUGAUGAUGGCCAAUCGGCUGUGAAAGAUAGGGUGCUGGAGAUUCAGCUCAUGUCGCUGCUUAUGCAUACCUGGUCGAAGAUGCACCACGAACUGAUCUACAAGCCGCAGGAAGGACUCCCGCAAGUCGACGAAGAUGACGAGCGCCUUGUCGAUGUUUCCAAUGGAAUCAUCAUUGCGGGAGAGCAGCUCUUACGGCACAUCCAGAUCAGCCUCGAUAGGAAGAAGGCGCGGGGAUCUCUCCCAUUCGAGAACGAGGAAGAUUUUCUAAGCUACCUGCGGCAAUGGCGUAGGAAGAGGGGAUUCAUGCACUCAUAUAAGCAGUACCUUAUGACGACCAGUGGUUAUAACAUGGACGGGAUUCUCUAUCGCUCACUUCGUGCGUAUGGACUAAAUACCCGCGAGAAGGUCAAUUGGCUACUUGAAGAGGAUGACAGCCGCACUCGUGAAAGCGGACAUCUUCUUAUCACCUUGGCCAACUCGGCAUGGUUUGAAAACCUCGAAGCCUCGACGCUGCGGCUUCCGAAGUCGAACAGAGGCAGUCCGUCCAGGCGUCACCAAACGCUCGACCGAGAUAAAGCGACACGACUAGUGCGCUACUAUGCAUGGCUCAUCAGUAGUGCCCUGAGGUGGCAGAAUCAACCGGCAAUGGUCUUCGAUGAAUAUGCGCCAAACAACGAUAGCCUCCCUUCUGGGGAGGAUUUCCUCCAGAUCCUCCAUCCGAAGAGUCAGGCACUACUCAAGGCAGACACUGUUGCAUGUUUGCGCAACUAUUGCGAGCAUCUGUUCGUUCCGAGUCAAUCUGAUUGGAUGUUGAGUCUCGCUUUGUCCAGGCUGACGUGGUAUCCUAUCCCACCUGGGCUUGAAAAGAACGAAGACCGGCCCAGCACAUCCAAUACUCGGGAUGAGAGCGAGUUCACCAUAUGUCCCAAAUAUUUUGUCGAUAUACUUGAUCGAAUGACACAUGAUCCAACGACACAUGAUCCAACGACACAUGGUCCAACGACACAUGAUCCAACGACACAUGGUCCAACGACACAUGGUCCAACGACACAUGAUCCAACGACACAUGAUCCAACGACACAUGAUCCAACGAUGCAUGGUCGAUCGAUAUUUGAUCGAACGAAACCCCAUGCGCUUGAGACAGUGCUUUUGCCACUGGACAGCGUCGAAACGGAGGCUGGAGAAUGCAAGUGGAGAGAAUAUGAGCCGCAGGGGAAGGCACAGCGCGCUUGCAUCGUAGGCUUGGAACGCGUGAGGGACUACCUGGACCGUCCUAAUGUUAUGUGA